CUCAAACAGGAGCCAGCAGCUCACAUUAAUAGAAACCUUUCAUGUGAUCCACCGCAAGGUUAGAACACACUCACACAAAACAAAUAGGGGUCCUGUGAACUGAAGAAUAUGAAGGACAGACCUGUAGAAACAGGAACAAGACUCUCCCACACGUGUACCAUGUCCAUGGGCAAUCGUCCACUCUUGUAAGUGUGUUUGUUACGCUCUGUCUGGCUCUACACAAUGGGGAAUGAAAGCAGUUCAGUGGAGAAUCGGACGACUCCAUCUCCAGUCUCCUGCCCCUCUGCUGAUUCAGGUCAGCCCCCCAGCCUCACCCUACCUCUAGAAGGGAAAGGGAGUGAAGGAAGCCCCCCGGGAGCAGGAAAGCAGAGCCCCCAGGCAGGGGAGCAGGAGGAGAGACAUCCACAAGAAGAGCAGGACACCAGCAGCAGGAGUGCUAGUGCUCAGGACAUACCUCCUGAGGGAAAAGCACAGGCUGAGCACUGCUCUACACAAACUGCAGAGACUGAGAGUAGUAAGAGGUGCUGGGACGGUGAGCCCCUCUCGCCAGGUGCACACAGCACAGGUAAUCCCCUCUUAGAUGGACUGGAGCUCUCUGCAGGUGUGAGAUACCAGGCUUUGAGCAGAAGCAGCACCAUCAUGGACAAGACUGGACUCCUAUCCCAUCAUUCUUUUGCCAGUGAAAAUCCAUUCUCACCAUCUCUGUUAGCAGCUACUGAAUUACAAGAAUGCGAAGCACAAGUGGAAUUCCCCCUUCUACUCACUGCCCCAAAUCCUGCUGUAGCAAGCGAGAUUGACAAAUGUCUGUUAGUGCCACUGCUGGAGGACUCUGAUGAGAAGAAACCUGUAGAUAUGAGAGAUAUGGAAAAUAGUGGCACACAAAACACAGUGAGUGAAGCCGUUAACAAUGAAAAAUACACUUUCUCCAGCUUCAGAGAAUAUUUAAAUGGGGAGGAAAGCAUGCCGGUUGAAAAAGAGAUAAACAGAGAAGAGUCUGCAAAUGGAAUAACAGGGUCUGGCCUGAUCGACAGUGGGUUGGCUGAAGUAAACUCCCUAGCUGCAGAAUCAUUUGGUUGCUGUGGACAGCUGAGCAGACAAGGAGAGCCAAACAUCUGCUCGUCCCUCCAGAGUGUGGAGUGUGGAGAUCAUCUUAUGGCCCCAGAGAUGCUGCUUGGCCCGGAGCUGGCAAUACUGGGACACAGGGAACAGGGAUCAAUGCACAAAGGCACAGAUGGCUCAGUCAUCCUAAUAGUGGGAGAUGAAACCCGAAACUCAAAUUAUCUUGCCACAGGGGACUCAGAAAAUAACCAAUAUGUAUCAGUUGCAUCUGCCAAGGUCCUGGUCAAUGAGUCUCAGGUCAGAGAUCAUCUUAGUAAUGUGGCAGUUACUGGUGACAAACUGAAAAGUGAUUUGCCCAAAUCAAACUUGUUGGAAGAGGUGGCAGAAGACAAGGUUUCUACUAUUUUGUUGUCAGUGGCAACUCCUGAAAUGGCAGAGACAGUGAAGGACGGUGAAUCUUUAUUAGUCUUAUCUUGGGAAAGCGAAAAACAGGAUUCUGCUGAAACUAAAACAGAAGAAAAAACAAGUGAAGAUACCACGCACAGCGCUGGAGAAAUGGAGAAAGCUAUAACACCUUUAGAACUCAGGUCAAGCUCUGAACUUUCUGCACAGGGACAACUUGGCAUUUUUGAGAGUGAAUUGCCAGAAACUAUUAAUACAGAUGAUAAAACCAGCUUACAGAAGGAUAUCUUUCCGGAAAAUGCUUCAUGCCAAGAGAAAGUAGACUACAUGUCAAGCAGCUUGAAAUCUCAUAAAGAAGGAUAUGUAUCUAAAGAACUUGUGCAGCCCUUAAGCAAUCAUAUUAAACAUCCAGAAGUCAGCAAAAAUGAAAAGCAGCGAGAAAGUGAUGCAGGCAGUGUUGUGCACCAGGAAGAGGAGACAGAACUGACAAGUGGAGACCAUGAGAAGGCACUUAGAGAAAACAAAGAACAUUCAGUAGACUUCACUCAUGAAAGUGAUAAUGUCAGCCCUCGGGGUAAUACUGACCUCCGGGAUGACCCCAGCAAAGACUGUCAUACAGUUUUAAACAUUUCCUCUAAAGGAAGGGCAAGUUUCCAACAUAGUGCUGACAAUUUGAGCCUACAGAGCACAGCCAAACUUGGAGUAAGCUCACAGCUCCUUAAUGAUUCUGCACAACCUCUUGGGAGCUACCCUGAAAUCAGCUCUGAUCCUGAAAAAAAAGAAAUAUCUCAAAGUAACAAAGAAAAAACUAAACCAUUAGAUAGAGAAACAACAGUAGAACAGCUAGCAUCAAGUCUGGGGCUACAAGAGGAUAUUUUAUGCUCACUGGGCCCUGAUAGUGCUAUACAUGUGGAAAGUAAUCUAAGUAAGAAUGGCAGUGAUACAGAAACUGUUUGUAAAAGCAGCAAAAAUAAGCCUACAGAGACCAGUGUAAACAGCAAUAACUUAGGAAAUGCUGCAUGUGUAGAGGUUUUGGAAAGCACACCCCUUCUUCAAUACCAAGCUUGGCAACAAGAAAAUAGUUUCCCUAAAACUGAAAUUGAGCCUCAAGAAGAACCCUCUUGUAAAUCGGAUACAGAGAAGGAAGACAGAACAGUUUCAUGUGAAAGUGAAUUGUCUUCCCUGUCGUAUUUUGGAUUAGCUUGCACUUCUGAUCCAUUGGACGACCCUGGCAAGGAAGGUUAUAGAGUUUUAAACAUUUUCUCUGAAGGAAGGGCACAGGACAGUGGUGAUGGUUCACAGAGCACAACCGAGCCGGUACACUUUAAUCUGUUAGAGUUAAGUUAUGGCAACAAGGGAACCUGCUACCCUGAGGAAAACGCACACCAGGACCUGGUAAAUCAAACUGAGCCCAAUGCAGUGACAGAGAAUGUGGAAUGUCAGCUGGCUGCAGAAUUUCCUUGCACAGCUGCUGUAGGAAGUGAGGCUUCAGACCUUCAGAGCAACAUUCCAAUAUGUCAAAACCUACGUGAAAAUGCUGCUCUAAAUUCACAGGACAGAGUUUUGGGAAACAUUUCAGUUUCAGAAACAGUGGAAUGUGAGCACAUUUCAGAAAGAAACAUGCAAGGACUUGCGUCCUACUGGGGCAGUAUAACCCUGCAGCUAGAGUCAGGCCAAGUGGAAACGGGAGAGUCACAGCAACAGGGAGAUAACACCCAAGCCAAAUAUAUGAAGCCAGAUUCUGUGAGUGUUGCAGCUGUUGCUGUGCUUCCUUUGGUGACUGCCCUUGUAAUAAAGGAGCAGUGUGGUCUAAUUACUGACAAUGAGCCUGAGUGUACCAACAACAAGGACUUAAAAAGUACUGUUGAGGGAAGCUUGCAGAGUAGCAUUACAGAGAGUGCAAAGAGCCCUGUUAUCUUCCAUAGUUCAUUGACGUCACCUUGUCUUGCAGAUUCUGCACAGAAUCCAAUAUAUCCAGAUAGGGAAACUAACAACAACAAUCCAGAAUUACAUACAAUCGAAAAUGAUGUGUCUGAAUCAAUUGCAAUAAAAGGAAACAAUUUAGAAAUGUGUGAAAGUAAUGAUCAAGAAUCAUAUGAAAAAGAUACAAGAGAAGAGAAAUAUAAUGAACUUCCUAAGAACAGUGACUUGCUUUUAGCAGUCCAAAAGGAUGCUUUAUCCCUGGAAGAGCUCAAACAAAUGGUUUUGGACAAAGACUUGUGUGAAGUUAUUCAGAACAGUCAAGGGCGUAGUAUAACAGGGAGUGUUGCAUUUCCAAAUCCAGAUGUCACCACAAAUCAACCAAUGCUUUCAUCUGAGAGUUUGUUACAAAUGAAAAGCAACUGUUUGACUGCAGGAGUGCAUGCAGAUGAGGUUGCAGAAAACGUAUGCAGGGACUAUCAAAAAAUAGAACUAACACAGAACAAUGAACUGCAGGACAGUUUGACAGCAGUUUGCAACAAUGCAGUUGAACAGAAUGAAAGAACAAUAAAGAUCUGUGGAGGUGAUUUAAAUGAAACACAGUGCACGAUUGCACAUGCAGCCACACAGGAACACAUUGAACUAAUGACAAGGAAUUUAUUAGGAUUGAAUCGUGAUAAUGGGCAUCAUGAAACCGAGGAAAAUGUGCAUGAACUCACGUCAAGCAGCACUGAAACAGAACUAACAGCUCCAUAUUUAAGUGCUGCUCAGCCUCCUAAAUUGUCCAUAGAUGACAAACAAUUGAGUGAAACCAUUGACAGUAUUAGAGACACUUUCAGGAUUGAAUUACCACAACAGCAUCUUAAUGAUAAAUCACAGCAUAAUGAUACAGAGAGGGCAUUGUCUCCAGACGCUGCUUCCAGAUCACAAAGCAUGCCUUACCCUAUGAUUUCUAACAAGCCAUUAGAGUUUGCAAGCCACACAGACAGCCACACUUUGUCAGCUUGUGAAGAUUAUACAAUUGUGUCAGAAACCAGAAAAGAUCAUAUAAUAGGAACCACAUCCUGUAUAAUUCUACCAGAUAAUACAUCCGGUGUUAAAAGCCUGUUGCAACUGAGCUCCACGUUAGACCUUUUGUCUGACUGCAACACAAAACAUCCUGACAGUAAAGACAUGCCAGGGACUGUCUAUGAAGCUACAACGCCUGUAUGCAAAGAUAGCUCUGGAAACACUGACAGCUCACAGGGAAACCCACCGGAAGCUGGACUAUGUCCGGUGAUAUCAGCUGGAGUCCCCAAACUGGAAAAGAAUGCAUUACACAGCAAAAGCUUGCAUCAAGAAGAGAAAUGUGAAAGGAUUUCAGUAAUAGAAGAAAAACAGAUUCAGAGUGCAAGUGAAUUAUUCACAGUGUCUCCUGCCCUUGCUCCAGAUGUUCUUUCUGACACACUGCAGAGUAUUACACGUCUUUGCAACCUCACAGCUAUACGCACCACUGAUGAAUCAAUUAAACCUUUUGAAGUCAGCAACGAAGAAAAUAAAUCUAUAUAUAGUGAAAAAACACCAAAACAGUUAGCAUCAAGUGUGGGGCUACAAGAGGAUCAUUUAUAUUCACUGGACCCUGAUACAACUAUACAUGUAGAAAAUAAUCUAAGUGAGAAAUGCAAUGAUACUGAAACUGUUUGUAGAAACAGCAAAAAUGAAACCAGAGCAAACAGCAAUAACUUAGGAAGUACUGCAUGUGUGGAAGUUUUGGAGAGUGCAUCACCUCUACAAAACCAAGCUCUGCAACAAGAAAAAAGUUUUCCUAAUACUGAAACUGAGCCUCAAAAAGCACUCUCUUGUAAAUCGGAUAUAGAAAACAAAGACAGACCAGUUCCAAGUGAAAGUGAAUUCACUUCCCUGUCGGAUCUUGGAUUAGCUUGCCCUGACCUUUGUGAGAGGGCAGUGCCAGGAGACAGGUCAGGGUUUAGCAAGCCGGGACACAUCUGUGCAAACGAAAAACCGCUCGCUGUAUGUGCAGAUAUUGCCCACAAAGGAGACUGUGUUUUGGAAUCUAAACCCUACUUUGUGUCGAGAGAGACUAUUUCAGAUUCUCAACUUCUUGCUGAAACCUCUGAACGGCAGGAGAAUCCAUUGGAAUUAAGUUAUGAUACAAAGGACAAGGAAAGCAAAAAAGCAUGUGAACCAAGCAAGUUAGAGAACAUUUGUGCAGAAAGCUUGAGCCAGAUAAAGUGGGGUGUUUCACCUCCAGAGAUAUCAGGGGAUUUGCAAGCCGUACAAGAUUCAUCUGAGGCAUUUCAACAGCAAGAGAAUUUACUGGAGCUCAGAUAUGACGAUCUGGGGAGGAACACUUGGUCAGGGGAAGCUAAUGAACCAAUGAGUUCCAGUCCUCAUACUGACAGUAUGAACUUGGGAACCCCACAAAUGCAAUAUGGUCUUCAAAAUGCAGAAGACAAGGAAACCCUUAGUCUGAGUUAUAGCUAUGAAAAGCAGCAUGAUUCAAGCAGUGUACCUGCAAGCAGUGCUCACCCCUGCCCUGCCCCAUUGUGUGAUAAUGAGGAACCCAGUCCACUGGCAGAAGCAAUAAAACAUGUUUCUGUCUUAGAUGAGCCAUAUCACUUAACAGAUUUAAUGGUACCUAGUGGACUAGAGCUGGUUUGUUCAAAGGGAAUUGAAUUAAAUGACUGUGGAGAAAAUGAGAAUAACCUUGCUUCAGAACUCCACACCCCUGAGUCAGUUAUGCUAGGCCCAGGGAGUUGUGAUGUACCCAAUACAGAGGAAUAUUUAGUGUCAACCACUGAUAUCAAACAGCCUGACAGCAGUGCAACUGAACAGGUGACUGAUAGGCCUGACAAUACUGGCGACUUACAGGGGGGAACUUUGGAAGUGACAGGGGGCCCGAUAAAACAAACAGAAGAUGCUGAGAAUUUGAAGCCUUACAUAAACCAUGUAGGUUCUCAACAUGAAAAUAGCAAAGUGGAUGUAAGCAAUUACAGUUAUGCUGCAAAAGCAUGGAAAAACAAACCAGAUGUGGAAGAAAGGCUGCAACUAAUUUCAAAAGCAAACAAAUUAGUUUCUUUUUCUGAACCUCUUGAUGCAAGCUCUGCACUAAGGCGGGAUGAGAAACAACCUGGGGAGCCGGAGUGUUUGCAAGGAAAUGAGCACUUAGCACAGGCCUGUGAAGAAGGACAUGGCGAGUUGGGAGAAAGCAUAUUACCAAACAGUGAAAACAGAGGAGGCUUGGAGUUGGGAGACAGUUUGAAUUCACAGCCUGUUACAGUUCAGCGUAUGCCUCAGUUGAGCCUCUCAGAGUUCAGCUGUGAUACCGCAGUUGGUUUUGAAACUGUUAAAAACAAUAGCAUAUUGCCUGAAUCAUCACAGAUGGUACCUUGUCUUCUAGAAAAAGAGACCAUCUCAUCUUAUAACAGUGAGCAAGAUGCGCCAAUCAUGGAGAUGACAGAUGUAUUGAAAAUAGUUAAUGAUUCCAUAGAGUUACAAGAUCAAACACAGGCCAGAGAAAAUAUCAAUCUGUGUCAUGACAGCCAAAAAGUGACUGCAACUAAAUCAGAAUCAAAUGUUGAAAAAGAUGUUUACAGUCAAAUUGACAGAGGCUUUAAACUUGACCCGGCGAUGCUUACUCCAGCAUCAAGCAUGAAUGUAUCUUCUGACAUCAGUGAAGAACAACAAAGCACAACUACAGAAAAUGUGCCUAACCUACAGACAAAUAUACCUGAAACCAUAGCAAAUUCCAUAACAAAGGAUGUGGUACCAAGUGAAGCAGCUGAUCCACAGGAAACUGUACUGGGUCUUAUCAUUAGCAAGCAGGAGGAACUGAUCCUGGAACGUGACAGUACUUGUGAAGGAGAUCUAAUCGUUAGCAAGCAGGAGGAACUGAUCCUGGAACAUGAGACUGCAUGUGAAGGAGAUCUAAUCAUUAGCAAGCAGGAGGAACAGAUCCUGGAACAUGAGACUGCAUGUGAAGGAGAUCUUAUCAUUAGUAAGCAGGAGGAACUGAUCCUGGAACAUGAGACUGCAUGUGAAGGAGAUCUUAUCAUUAGCAAGCAGGAGGAACUGAUCCUGGAACAUGAGACUGCAUGUGAAGGAGAUCUUAUCAUUAGCAAGGAAGAAGAACUGAUCCUGGAACAUGAAACUACAUGUGAAGGAGCUCUAAUCAUUAACAAGCAGGAGGAACUGAUUCUGGAACAUGAAACUAUGUGUGAAGGAGAUCUUAUCAUUAGCAAGCAGGAGGAACUGAUUCUGGAACAUGAAACUACGUGUGAAGGAGCUCUAAUCAUUAGCAAGCAGGAGGAACUGAUUCUGGAACAUGAGACUGCAUGUGAAGGAGAUCUAAUCAUUAGCAAGCAGGAGGAACUGAUUCUGGAACAUGAAACUACGUGUGAAGGAGAUCUUAUCAUUAGCAAGGAAGAAGAACUGAUCCUGGAACAUGAAACUACAUGUGAAGGAGCUCUAAUCAUUAGCAAGCAGGAGGAACUGAUCCUGGAACAUGAGACUGCAUGUGAAGGAGAUCUUAUCAUUAGGAAGCAGGAGGAACUGAUCCUAAAACAUGAGACUGCAUGUGAAGGAGAUCUUAUCAUUAGCAAGCAGGAGGAACAUGAGACUGCAUGUGAAGGAGCUCUAAUCAUUAGCAAGCAGGAGGAACUGAUUCUGGAACAUGAGACUGCAUGUGAAGGAGCUGUAAUCAUUAGCAAGCAGGAGGAACUGAUUCUGGAACAUGAGACUGCAUGUGAAGGAGAUCUUAUCAUUAGCAAGCAGGAGGAACAUGAGACUGCAUGUGAAGGAGAUCUUAUCAUUAGCAAGCAGGAGGAACUGAUCCUGGAACAUGAGACUGCAUGUGAAGGAGAUCUUAUCAUUAGCAAGGAAGAAGAACUGAUCCUGGAACAUGAAACUACAUGUGAAGGAGCUCUAAUCAUUAGCAAGCAGGAGGAACUGAUCCUGGAACAUGAGACUGCAUGUGAAGGAGAUCUUAUCAUUAGGAAGCAGGAGGAACUGAUCCUAAAACAUGAGACUGCAUGUGAAAGAAAUCUUAUCAUUAGCAAGCAGGAGGAACAUGAGACUGCAUGUGAAGGAGAUCUAAUCAUUAGCAAGCAGGAGGAACUGAUUCUGGAACAUGAGACUGCAUGUGAAGGAGAUCUUAUCAUUAGGAAGCAGGAGGAACUGAUCCUAAAACAUGAGACUGCAUGUGAAAGAAAUCUUAUCAUUAGCAAGCAGGAGGAAUUGAUCCUGGAGCAUGAGACUGCAUGUAAAGGAAAUCUGGAAAGCAUUCCAAAGAGUCCUGCUUUUCCAAACAAGGCUGACACAAUGGAGGCAAAUGAGGCACAGUGCAAAGCCAAGCUUCCUCCAAUCCCGCCAGCCGCUGAGGUCUGCUUCAGUGCUGAGAGUGAGUCAUCCGCUCUUGGAUUGCUAGAGAGCAGGAAAGGGCAAGAAGCAGACGCAGAGGCCAGUGACUCUCACAAAGGAAUGGAGAGGGAACAGAACUGUAUUGAGUAUUUUUCUGGCUCUGACACUGAUGUUUCCAUUCUUCCCCCUCCUAUUACAUCCCCAUACGAAAAUGCAAACCUCCUACUAGCUGUAGUCAAAAAUAGCGACAAAGUGCACUUGCAUACCACCGCUGUAGCUGAGGACACAGAGGCCUCUCCCCUCACCCACACUCCCCGCCUCGAAGGCCCUGUCACUCAAGACAAAGUCAAGGCAGAAAGCCCUGCUCUCAAGUCUGUUCAAGGUGGAACUCCUGAGGACCCACGUGAAGGCAUCAGCACCAUCUUAACCGCUGAGAGCGAGGAACCAGUCAAUCCAGUGGCAGUGCUUUCACUAGCUGCUCAGGAAGAUUAUAAAGAAGAGACCCCUCCUAUCGAGCAAGCCUGGCCAGACACACCACCGAGGAGUUCGGACUCCGACGGAGCGUUUGAGACCCCCGAAUCUACCACACCAGUCAAAGCCGCGCCUCAAAUCGUCCCUGAGCCAGGCCCCCUUCCACAGCUGAGCUCUGAAGAUACAGCGUUCCUGAUUCCAUCUUUGAGAUCACAGGACCACCCAGGGUUCUUCUCUGACACAGCCUCCGCAGCAGAUGUUUCUCAAAGUGAGUCGUUGUCCAAAAGCACCUUCCGCCCCCCCAGCCGUUCGUUCUCAUCCACCUUCGAUGAGGACAAGCCGAUAGCGAGCAGCGGGGCCUACAACCUGAGCUUAAUUGAAAACAGUGUCGAUCCGUUUCAAGAGUCCAUCUUGGUCUCGAAUUCCCCGGAACUGUGGAGCUCUGAGUGUAAGGAGAAAACUCGCAGGAAGUCGACAGAUGCCCUUCCCCUCUCCAAAUCAACCUUGACACGAUCCCUUAGCCUGCAAGCUGGGGAAUUCAAUGGGGCUUCCAAGGGAGAUUGUGCAGGAGCACCAGACGGAAAGUUUCAGGCCGAAGCCUUCAGCAUAGGAACGGAGAGCGCGCCUGGCACUCUUAAAAAGUCAAAAAAGCCAAGGUCUGCUUCUUUGAAAAAGAGGCCGCCAGCAAAACAGGUGGACAGUCCACCUGAAAUCCAAGCAGCUGAGGAGCUAGUCCCCGAGGUCUGUCCAGAGGUGAAAAAGAAGCAGCAAGUCAAACAAAAAAGAGAUAGUCUGCUUGAAAUUAAACCAGAGGAGAUAAUACAUGAAGUCAUUCCCGAAGCGACACAAACAAAGGACAGUGUGUCUGAGGAGAAAUUACUAACUGAGGCCAGCCCAGAAAUAUCUGUUAAAAAGAAAGUGCGAACAGAAGAAAUACCUGAGAGAUCUCUGGAAAUCAAGUUAGAGGAAAAAGAACUUGAGGCUACACCUGAAAUAUCUGUUAAAAAGAAACAGCAAAUAAAACAAACACCUGAAAGCUCUCCGGAAAUCAAGCUAGAGGAAAAAGAACUUGAGGUUUCAUGUGAAGUUUCUGUUAAAAAGAAGCCCCAGACAAAACUAAAAUCAGAGAGCCCCUCUGAAAUCAAACCAGAGGACAGGGUUAUUGAGCCUAGCCCAGAAGUAUGUGUUAAAAAGAAAGUCAAACAAAAGGGAGAAAGACCUCCUGAAAUUCAAGCUGAGCCUAUAGUACCAGAGGCCAGUCCAGAACCAUCCCAAUCCAGUGCAGAGGUAGUAACUAAGCAGGCAGAGAAGACUACGGUCCCUGUCCCAGUGGAGGCUGGUGCUUCAGGGAGUGUAGUAGCAGAUGAGGAAUCUCCCAUUCCUCCGAAAGCGUCGUAUAACUGGGAUCCAGAUAACUUUGAAGGGAUAGAUCCUUUCUGCACAGGCGGGAGCAAAGUACCCAACUCCCCCGUUGUCGCUAGGAAGAGCGUGGCCUUCACGGCUGUCCCGGAGUCGGCAGAGCCCGCUGCAGCUCGAGUGAGUGCGGAGGAGUCUCCCAUAGUCAAGCGGCAGUCUGUCAGGCUGGAGUUUGAUUACUCAGAGGACAUGGACAGCGGCGAAGCCCCACGAGAAAACACGCCUCCCCCAAAGAAACUGGGAAAGAAACCUGGCAUCAAGAUGCCUCUCAGAAAGUCAAAGAUUGGAAGCAAAAAGCCACCUCCGGUGGAGCCUUUAGACAAUACCCCUCCUUCACAGCCCACAGACUUUGAGGAGAUCCAUGUCCCCAAAGCUUCCUAUGACUUUGACCCUGACAAAUGGGAAGACCCCAACUUCAACCCCUUCUCCACCAGCAUCAACAUCCCAAACUCCCCGAAACUGCCUGCCUCCACCUACAACUUCGACAUGGACACAUUUGACGACUCUGUCAACCCGUUCAAAUCCUCAAACAAGCUUGGGAACUCUCCCCCGAAGAGCUCCGCCUCUUUUGAGGUGCCUGCCAAUGACAAUGAAACGAAUGGGCUGGAUGUAGCCAAUCAAAAUAAACCGUCAAAGAAGAAGAAGACGCCUUUAAAGACAAAUACUUUUAGGGUGAAGAAGUCUCCCAAGAGAUCACCUCUAUCUGAACCACUGUCACAGGAGUCCACCCCACUGGCUACACCAGAGGCUUCCCCGGUGAUACCUACGGAGGACCACGCCACCGACGAGGAGAAACUGGCCUCCUCUGUCACCAAUCAGAAGCCCUGGACCUACCAGGGAGUGGCCAAUGAGCUGGCAGAAGACCCUCAAGACUACCCGCAGCCCUCCGACCUCUCUGCGUUUGUGAACGAGAACAACUUCAAUUCCCCAACCAAGGAGCCGGACUGUGAUCCCUCCUAUGAAAUCGAAUACAUGGAGAAAAUCGGCUGCUCAUCCCCACAGCACUCUGUCAAUUCAGCCCAGAAGCCAGCAAUGUACCUGAAGCUUGACCCAGUGAAAGAGAGUGCCUCCAGAUCACCUCCUGUGAGGAUACCAGAGCCGCUGUCUCCAUGCUCAGGGUUGAGUUAUGACAAAGCGGACGUGCAGUUCUCCACCGGAACAAAAUCCGUGCACCCAGCUUUGAGAAACCUAGCUUCAAACCUGGAGAGCCGCUCGCCAUCCCCGGAGAAAUCAAAGCAGAAAGAAGUAGAGAUGCUGACCAUGAGCCCCCCUGAGGAACCUGUGGAUUCCGCUGACGUCCUGUUAGACAGACUCUCCCGGAACGCAGAGCCAGGGGAUGAGCUAGGCUACCUAGAGUCAGACCUGGCUGAGACCAACCCUCCAGUGUUCGCCCAGAAACUCCAGGAGGAGCUAGUGUUGGCAGCAAUGAGGAUAGAGGCCCUGAAGGUAGCCAGUCAAAUAGCCCACUCUUCUACUCCCCCCUGCUCCUUAAAUCCUGAGCAAAUGGAAACCUUGUCUCCGGAGGACGUUUCCGUUUCUAAAAGCGCACUGUACUCCAAGACUCCUGUGAGAGAAGGGGAUCAGGGUCCAUAUCACAAUCAAAGAGACCUCGAUUCAGCUCUUGGAAUCGCUAGGGAAGAGAUUGUUGACAAGGAGAGGGAGGUAGCCGAGUGGCAGAGGAAGUACGAAGAAAGCAGACAGGAAGUUGUCGAAAUGAGGAGAAUAGUUGCAGAAUAUGAGAAGACGAUUGCCCAGAUGAUAGAGGAUGAGCAGAGGGAAAAGUCUCUAUCUCACCACACCAUCCAGCAGCUGAUCCUGGAGAAGGACCAGGCCCUGGCCGACCUCAACUCCGUAGAGAAAUCCCUGGCUGACCUCUUCCGACGAUAUGAGAAAAUGAAGGAGGUCCUGGAUGGCUUCCGAAAGAACGAGGAGGUGUUGAAGAGGUGUGCUCAAGAGUACCUUGCCCGGGUGAAGAAGGAGGAACAGAGGUACCAUGCCCUUAAAAUCCAUGCGGAAGAGAAACUGGAUAAAGCCAGUGCUGACAUUGCCCAUGUGCGGUCUAAGGCCAUGCAGGAGCAGGCUGCCUAUCAGGCCAGCUUGAGGAAGGAGCAGAUGAGAGUGGAUUCACUGGAGAGGACCCUGGAACAGAAGAAUAAAGAGAUAGAAGAGCUGACAAAGAUCUGUGAUGAGCUCAUAUCCAAAAUGGGGAGGAGCUAACUGUCAACCAAAAUGUACGGAAUGGGGAGGAGCUAACUGCCAACCAAACUGUACAGUUUGCAUUUGAAAUCGGGUGCAAUAUAUACACAGGCACAUUUUAAUCGGUUUAGUUUAGUUUUUUUGUUUUAUUAGUGAGCGGGUAGAGAAGAGUUCACUGUAGACUUUUCACUGCACUACUGAAGACCAUAUUGUACUGUAGCACAGAAACCAAGGGCAGGAUUUUCAAAAAACAGUGUUACUGUAUCAAACUCCAAGUACAGUAACAAGAGCUUUAGUAGCAAGUGA
Molecule: messenger RNA, 13128 nt
Organism: Polyodon spathula (Mississippi paddlefish)
Lineage: Eukaryota; Metazoa; Chordata; Actinopteri; Acipenseriformes; Polyodontidae
Gene: tacc2
Product: transforming, acidic coiled-coil containing protein 2
Exons: 24
Coding region: 223-12843 (4206 amino acids)
Biological process (GO): cerebral cortex development; mitotic spindle organization; cell population proliferation
Cellular component (GO): cytoplasm
Source: RefSeq, a predicted model, not a curated record